AUGGAUCGGGAGCUUGCGACUGGCCCACAACACAAAUCUUUAGGGGUUGGCCGCGUCUCAGACGAGAAAAAGGAUGCUCACCAAGUGACUAUGGGUCCAGGGGAUGUGGAGAUCGCCCUGGCGGAACAACAGGUGAAGACAUAUUACAGCAAGCUCUCAGUUUGGUUGAUGGUUUUAUUUUCUGGUCUGGCGAUAGGCUCUGAUGGAUACAAUGCUGCGGUCAUCGGCAAUGUUGAAUUGCUCCUGGCGAUUCUGUAUCCUGAUGCCCUGACCACGUCAAUCUACCAGCGCCUCAGUAAUGCUUUCCUGAUCGGGAUGAUCGUUGGGAUGUUGCUGUUUGGUGUUGUGGUGGACCAACUAGGUCGGAAGACUGGCGCUGUGGCCACGACGAUCCUCCUGGUUCUUGGAAUUGUCUUGUCUGCGGCAGCGAACGGUACGGACCCAACCGGGCUGUUCUGGAUGAUGAUCAUCGCCAGAGGCAUCGCCGGAGUGGGAGCAGGAGGCGAAUACCCGGUUUCUGGCGCCGGUGCUGCAGAGGCCACCGAUGAAAACGGCACUAUGCGAAAGCGUCGAGGCUUCAUGUUUGCAAUGCUCGCUGAUCUGUCUGCCUCUCUUGGGUAUGUUUGGGGUGGACUGGUCCCGCUGUUGCUACUUUUAUGCGUAGGCCAGAAGGAAGAACACUACGACAUCGUCUGGAGGACUUCGUUCGCACUUGGCCUCGUGCCUCCCGUUGUGAUAUUUUGGUUCCGUAUGCGCAUGGCCGUUUCUACGGCAUACCGCAAGUCGUCGAUGCGCAAGCAGCGUACCCCGUACUUGCUCGCCUUCAAACGAUACUGGCGACCGUUCAUUGGAGGCGCUGCAACGUGGUUUCUUUACAACUGGAUCUCGAUUCCGUUUGGCAUCUUCAGCUCCACCAUUAUAUCAAGAACCAAUGCUGGAGAUAGUCUGAUAAAGAAUUUGGGAUGGGGUGUUGUUAUCAACUGCUUCUACCUGCCAGGCCCUUUUCUGGGCGGCUAUCUGUCCGACAAGAUCGGACGCCGCAAGACAAUGGCACUGGGAUUUACUUUACAAGCGAUUCUAGGCUUCGUCCUCGGAGGCGCCAUUUGGCCUAUCCAGCAAAAUUUCGCUCUCUUCGUUGUAUUAUAUGGCGUCUUCCUCACGCUGGGUGAAGUAGGACCAGGUAGCACCGUGGUUCUUGUGGCCUCUGAGUGCUUCCCUACCUCGAUACGAGGACAAAUGAUGGGUCUCAUUUCUGCUUUCUCCAAGGCCGGGGCUGCUAUUGGAACUCAGGUCUUCACGGCGAUACUGAAGGCCUACACCAAUGACUCCGCAAAAGGUGAUCAGGUGGCAUUUCUCAUUGGCUCUGGCUUUGCUGUUCUCGGCGCCUUAAUCGCUUUCUUUGUGGUGCCUGAAGUCUCCCGACAGCUUGACGAUGACGACGCAGCUUGGAAAAUCUACCUUGCGGAUCACGGGUGGAUUGCUGAUUGGGGCGACAACGUUACAAAAGAUCCGGCCGGUGUCAUUAUGGAUCAGCGUAGCUCAUAG
Molecule: messenger RNA, 1545 nt
Organism: Neoarthrinium moseri
Lineage: Eukaryota; Fungi; Ascomycota; Sordariomycetes; Amphisphaeriales; Apiosporaceae
Exons: 2
Coding region: 1-1545 (514 amino acids)
Biological process (GO): transmembrane transport; carboxylic acid transport
Cellular component (GO): plasma membrane
Molecular function (GO): carboxylic acid transmembrane transporter activity
Source: RefSeq, a predicted model, not a curated record